AACACAUUUGUAUUAGUAUGGUAUUAUGCAUCAUAUAAUGCUUAAUAAGAACACUUUUUCCCAAAAACUUUACAAAAUUACCAGUAUAUAAAUCAUUUGGGCCUGGGUUUGGGCCUAGACUCAGGCCUAGCCUAAUUCUCAGUAUGUCCUUAUUCUAACUUCUUACCAAACACGCCCUUAGUUUGAAGUUUUAAAUCUCAUGACCGUUAACUCAUUUGAGCGGAAACUAUGCACUCAACUCACUCACUUUCUCUCUCUUCACUCUCUCUCUAGAUUUCUCGAGCUGCAAUGGGAAGAUUCAGUGCCAAAACUGACUACGAAGAUCUCAGAAACGCUCGAAUCUUGGAAAAUCAGGCUCGUUUGAAAACGAUCGGAUUGCAAAAAACUAUAUCGGAACUUCGAUCUAUAGUUUCAUCUUCAAAACCAGCCAAGAGACCAUGGACGAAGAAGGUUUACGACUUGUCGUCUUUGAGGCGUUCUCGUCGUUUAAAGCGGUCGUCUUCUUCUGAUCUAACUCCGAUUCAGAUUCAGUCCUCUUUACGAAGACGAUCUUCUCGGUUGAGUAGCGAUAUUAUACAACUCGAUUCAGCAGGAGAGCUUUUUGAUGAUGAAAGCGAGGAUGAAAGAACUGUGGGAGGAAAGAUUAGGCCUGCAAAUAUGCCUUGGGUGAAAAUUAAAGGCUCAGGGGCAGCGCUUCAACUUUCACCUGAAGCUUCAGCUUUGAGAUGCAGUAGCAGGGGAAGGGGUGGUGUCUAUAACUCUGUCGUCGGAAUUUGCUGCCAUUUUUGCAGGCAGAAAAAAUUGUGUGGCGAGGAAGAUUGUAAGCGGUGUGGCAAUCUUGAUGUCGAUGAACCAUGCAUUGGAAAAACUGAUUGUUCGGUUUGUCAUUCGAGCAAUGGUGUUCUUUGUCGAGCUUGUCUGAAGGUUCGAUAUGGUGAAGAAAUGGAAGAAGUUAGAGAGAACAAAGAAUGGAUGUGUCCUCAUUGCAUAGAAGAAAAAGGAAUAAACCAAUAUUGGAUAUGCAACAGUUCCAUAUGCCUGAAAAGACGAAAGAUGGCUCCAACUGGGAUAGCAAUAUAUACAGCUAAGGAGUUGGGAUACAAAUCAGUGGCACAUCUUGUAAUGGAUAAGCUUAAAGGAACAAUCAAGGGCUAAGGAGGAGAAGGAGUUAGUACUCUAGUUGAUAUAGGCAUAGAAAGUAGACAAAGUAAGUGUUUUUUUUGUAUGUUGGGUUAAUGUGAAUGUGAAGGAAAAGAUUUGAACACAAAAUGUUUAGGAAAGAUUACUAUCUAAUCUACUUGAUGGGAAAGUGUACUUUUCUUUGAUUAUUAAUUUAGAGCAUAUAUCUAUUUAAUCUCUACUUUUGUUGUGAUGAUUAUAAGAAUUCAAGAUGAAGAAAGUGAUUUUUCAAUUGUUAUCAACAAUAUUAUUAGACUA
Messenger RNA from Cannabis sativa, 1437 nucleotides. RefSeq lists its product as uncharacterized. The transcript is spliced from 8 exons. Gene Ontology annotation, cellular component: nucleus. Lineage: Eukaryota; Viridiplantae; Streptophyta; Magnoliopsida; Rosales; Cannabaceae. The record is from RefSeq and is a predicted model, not a curated record. Gene Ontology annotation, biological process: regulation of DNA-templated transcription. Bases 289 to 1155 code for a protein of 288 amino acids.